AUGCAGCUGUUCAAGUCUCUGGACGGCAAUUUGCUGUACAAACGGGACACAGACACUUCGGUGUUUAAUCUGUCGUUUGGCGACAAGUUUGGAGACGGCGACGCCGAGGCCCUUAACGAUGAGUCCGUUGCCAUGACAACCGAAGAAUUGUCGGCUAAUGAGAGUGCGGGAAGUGCUG
Sphaeroforma arctica JP610 is the source of this 178-nucleotide messenger RNA. RefSeq lists its product as hypothetical. NCBI's taxonomy places the organism in Eukaryota, Ichthyosporea, Ichthyophonida. The transcript has a single exon. The record is from RefSeq and is a predicted model, not a curated record. The annotation marks the transcript as partial.